Cylindrotheca closterium is the source of this 417-nucleotide messenger RNA. Lineage: Eukaryota; Bacillariophyta; Bacillariophyceae; Bacillariales; Bacillariaceae. The record is from the annotation of a GenBank genome assembly.
AUGAUGAGCGACAGCAGCAUUCCCGUAAUGAACAAGCCAGCCGACGUAAUGUCUGCUGGUGUCAAUUCCAACAACUUGCAAACUACUGCCAGACAACGCCAUCCAGUGGACCAAUUACAGCGUCAACAAGCCUACCAAAAGGCUACCUUUUUUGGCACCACCGAAGAGGAAGAAGUCCGAAGAAUCUACGGCGCUGGAAUGGCCAUGCAACUUGCGACUGAGAGACGCAUGGCAUUGGAAAUGGGAGGACGUGGUGUUGCUGGACUUCCCUCGAGCAAUAUGAUGUUUGAAAUUUUGUCUGGAAACGACAUGAAGCUGGGAUUUGAAGACACUUUGAACCUUCCAGAUUACCGACCCAUUUUCUCCAAGUCUCAAGAAGAUCCACAUGCGGCUAUGGAACGCAAGUUGGGCAUGUAA